This is a messenger RNA of Thalassophryne amazonica, 2527 nucleotides long. RefSeq names its product phosphodiesterase 1A, calmodulin-dependent (gene pde1a). NCBI's taxonomy places the organism in Eukaryota, Metazoa, Chordata, Actinopteri, Batrachoidiformes, Batrachoididae. Gene Ontology annotation, biological process: signal transduction. The coding region runs from base 1 to 2115 and encodes 704 amino acids. Gene Ontology annotation, molecular function: 3',5'-cyclic-nucleotide phosphodiesterase activity. The transcript has 16 exons. The record is from RefSeq and is a predicted model, not a curated record.
AUGAGUGAGGAGGUGGAGGAGGUGCAGCUGUCUGAGGGGCUGCAGGAGGAGGAGGUGGAGCAACAACAGGUGGAGGAGAACGAGGAGUCACAGGCAGAUAAAGUACAAGAAGAGGUGCAGCAGCAGAUUGAGGAGUAUCACCGGCAGGAGGUAGAGCAAAAGACUGAGGAGGUGCAGCUGCAGGCUGAGGAGGUGCGGGACAAGAUUCAGCAAGCUGCGCAAGAGCAACAACAGCCUGAGGAGGUGCAGCUGCAGCAGGAGGAGGAGCACCAGACUGAAGACGUGCAACUGCAGACUGAAGAGCUGCAGGAGGAGGUGCAAGACUUUGUGAACAAUCUGGAACAGAAUCAAAACCAGCAGGUCCUGAUUCGACUCAGAGAAAUGCAGAAGUAUAAAAGUACAUCACAGAGGCUGAAGGGGAUUCUGGAGCAAAUUGACCAUGGUGCUGUUGUUGACUUACAAGAACUCAAAAGGACCCUGGAGCUUGCAGUUAUGAUGUUGGACUCUGUUUGCACUGAUGAGACCAGGUGGGCGUUCUGUUGGGACACUGAGGAUGAACUUAGUGACCUGCAAGCAGAGUCUGUUCCCAGUGAAGUGCGUGAUUGGCUGGCAUGUACCUUCAGCAGUAAGAUGGGUGUGGCCAAACGUCGUCCGGAGGAGAAACCAAGGUUCAGAAGCAUUGUCCAUGCAGUGCAGGCUGGGAUAUUUGUUGAAAGGAUGUACCGCAGGACCUCCAACAUGGCUGGUCUCACCUACCCCGCCAUGGCUCUGACAGUACUGAAGGAAGUGGAUCAAUGGUCAUUUGAUGUUUUUACCUUCCAUGAGGCCACUGGGGACCACGCCCUCAAGUUCCUUGUCUAUGACCUGCUGACUCGCUAUGACCUCAUCAACAGGUUCAGGAUUCCAGUGCAGGCUCUGGUGCAGUUUGUUGAAGCGCUGGAGAAUGGCUACAGCAAACACAGAAACCCUUACCACAACCUGAUCCAUGCUGCUGAUGUCACCCAGACAGCCCACUUUCUGAUGCUGCACACAGGACUAAUGCACUGGCUCAGCGAGUUGGAGAUUCUUGCAAUGGUUUUUGCUGCAGCAGUUCAUGAUUUUGAACACACAGGAACAACCAACAACUUCCACAUCCACACCAGGUCAGAGGUGGCCAUUCUGUACAAUGAUAGAUCGGUUCUGGAGAACCAUCAUGUUUGUGCCGCCUACAAGUUGAUGGCAGAGGAUGACAUGAACAUCCUGGUCAACCUAAACAAAGAAGACUGGAGGGAGCUAAGGUCUCUGGUGAUUGAAAUGGUAAUGGCCACAGAUAUGUCCUGUCACUUUCAGCAGAUCAAAAUCAUGAGGAACGCUGUGACACAGACACCCAGUGUAGAUAAAGUGAAGGUUUUGUCUCUGAUGCUUCACGCUGCAGACAUCAGUCAUCCAGCCAAAGCCUGGCCACUGCACGAACGCUGGACUCAUAGUUUGAUGGAGGAGUUUUUUAGACAGGGAGAUAAAGAGGUGGAACUUGGACUUCCUUUCUCUCCUCUCUGCGACCGCAAGGCCACCAUGAUUGCCCAGUCACAAAUAGGUUUCAUAGACUUUAUAGUGGAACCGACCUUCAGCGUUUUGAUUGACACAACAGAGAAAGUUAUUGGACCACUGAUAGAAGAAGAGAGGAAGGCCAGAGAGACUGGAAACAGGAGGUCCAGUCUAACAGGAACAGGCUCAGUCACAGUGGAGGCAGUGCAACGACAUAGUAGUAGUCGUCAUGGAAACAGUGAUGAUGGACAGAUGGACUUCUCCUUGACAGCCAUCAGCCUACCUGCUCUGAAGCACCAGUUCUCCAGCAUUAUUGGAAGUAAUAAGGACAGGUGGAAGGAGCUUUCCUUACAUGAGGUGGCUGAUAAAGAGAAAGAAGGAGAUGCAGGUGUGGAGUCUAACAUCACCUUUGACAUCCAAUCACAUACAUCACCCAACAACAAUCCAGACCAGUCACAGAGCUCAGAUGCUUCUCCACCUGAUGGUGCAGGAGAUGGGUUAUCAGACUGUAAGCCUGUUGGCCCUGUGACCUGUAAUGGUGCAGGGCCAAUAGAAGAGGAAGAGCAGAAUGAAGUACCCGCAGAUCCCUGAUGAUGUUCUGUAUCUUAAUCUGAAACAUUGCCAUGACAACAUGAGGCGCAAUGCUGUGAUAUGGGUUCGGACACUUCUGUUUUAUUGCAGCAGCUGACUCAUCUCCACAAUGGCCCCCAAAGGGUCCCCAGACCUUAUGUUUACAACUACCCAUGAACAUAUCAAAAUGAGAGCAUAUUUGUAAGGUAACAGCUUAAUUCACAGUGAUGGUUCCAUUUGAAAGUGCUUCAUUAUGUUAUUACAGACUCUGCAAAGAGGAAUCAUCUCUGUUCACUGGAUGGAAAAGUUGAACAAGUGUAGACUCGAGAUCAGCAUGUCUAAUGCAUGCCAUUUACAUAUUUGUAUAUUUAUAAGAGAUAUUUAAAUAUAUGUUUAAAUAUCUUAUGUCAUGGAAUAUAAUGAAGCAGCACUG